Molecule: messenger RNA, 1401 nt
Organism: Fusarium sp. VM40
Lineage: Eukaryota; Fungi; Ascomycota; Sordariomycetes; Hypocreales; Nectriaceae
Source: the annotation of a GenBank genome assembly
AUGGCCUAUUAUGCAGAGAAACUACCUUGGAAGGAUCUUGCCUCAGCCUUUGAGUUGAAAGAGACCAACCCUUGUCAACGUGAGGCUCCCGACCUUCAGAUAAGAGUCCAACCCGAUACAAAGGAAAGGCUGGCGGAAUUUCUCAAUGCCCUCAUGCAGAACGCAACGGCUGACGCAAUCACUGAACGCCAAAAAUACCCCGAAAAAUACGACGUUCCUAAUGUGAACCAGGUCAUCAUAACAGACGACGUUGCUGAAAGAAUAGUUCCAACAGUUCGCCGUUGGCACCCUGAGCAAAACUGGCUUUACGCUAGUGAUAUCGCAUCAACAAGGAUACCUGGCAGAGGAAACCUGUGCCCUCAUGAGAACGAGUCUGAGCAGUGCUUCUGUGCUCUGGCUUUCAAAGAGCGCAAGAUGGCUGCAUUCCAACGAAAAUGGGCCUAUAACGAUUGCUAUAAAUUCGAGGAAGUCAAUGGAGAAGCUUUUCAUAACCUCGAGGUUGUCAAGAGUUUACUUCUUCACGGCGGAAUGGAGCCAAUACUUCGCUCUUGUUCUUACGAAGGGUGUGGACUGCCAGAGUGGUGGGAGCAGACGGGGAUGUUCAUGAUUUUGAACCUCCUAUAUUGCUUCCCCGAGACAUGGGACAAGGAAGGUGUGCUGAUUGAUGACUACCGCAAUAUCAAGUCAUAUCAGUUGGCGAUUCGUUCCUCUACCAAGUCUGGAGAUUUAUCCGAUGUUGCAACAUAUCCACACAGAGACUUUUUCGGCAUCGAGGGGGGGCAAUUCAACUUUUACCCUAAGCCAUUCGAUUUUGCCCGCUGGAAGUCUUUGAUGAAGAAAGACGAAUACAGUGUCCGACUAUACAAGGAAAUGAUAGCUUCUUGUGAUGAGCCACCAAGGGGUUCUAAGUGCGAUUCUAGCGAUGGCGAUGAUCAUGAAUCUAUAUUCAACUCGGAAGUCUAUUACAAUCUGGAAUAUUACCCAUAUGGGCUCAUGUCAUACGAAGAAUUCCUAAACUUCGAGAAUCCAGUUGGUUAUCGACCUCACUCGACAGAUAUUCCCCACGUCAGACACGUGUUAUGCGAGAAGGGCCUACCGAUAGAACUGGCCGACCAGGUUAUGAAGGCUGCGAACUACACCCCUACACGAAGCCUACCUAUUGCCGGAAAGCCAUUUCACCCCGGCAACAGAGCCGAAAUGGAUCGGUAUCUCGAGGGUUGCUGGCAGAUGAUUGUCAGGUGUGUUAUGGUCGGCAAUGAACUGGGGUCGAGGAUGCCUGGCGAGAACGAGUUUGUCAGGACGUUCAAAGAAUGCUUGAGGGAGUUAUUUAGAUGCGAUUGCGAGGGGACGUAUGAACUGUUUCAUUAUUUUGAUGAAGCAAUGAUAGGGGUGAACUGGUGA